GAGAGAGAGAGUGAGAGAGAUCAUGUAUAGGUAGAUACUCUUCUGUCUGUGUGUGUCUCUUUGGUUAGAUUCUUUCGUGAUUUGGUCUUUUGAAACGAUCUCCUUUUUCUCUUUCAUGGCGGCAACCCAACCACAGGGACCAGAUCGUACCUCUGAAGAUAAAACUGCCGAAUCAGAAAACGUGAAAGAGCAGCAACAGUCUGCGAAAAAUGAAGGGUCAGUUUCUCCCAAUCCUUCUCGGGAUGCUGCCACCGUAGGUCAUCCUAGAGACCCAGUAGUUCAAUCAGGAUCUUUUGCUUCUAGCAGAGAUCGAGCAGUUUAUCCACCUAACAUCUAUGCUCCACAGGCCCAAACCUUCUACUACAGAGGUUAUGAAAAUGGAGCUGGUGAGUGGGAUGAGUAUCCUCAAUACCUCAAUGCUGAAGGAUUGGAAAUUGGAUCACCCGGCGUCUACAAUGAAAAUCCUUCUCUUGUCUUCCAUUCGGGAUAUGGUUAUAAUCCACAAAUGCCAUAUGGACCUUAUUCUCCAGUCACAACACCGUUGCCUUCUGUAGGUGGAGAUGCACAACUGUACUCUCCCCAGCAAUUUCCAUAUUCAGGGCCACCUUAUUUUCAGCAGGUAGGACCAGCCAACAUGCCAUAUAUUACUUCACCAAAUCCAGUUUCGCAGCCAGAGCUCACUACAUUACUAGGUGUUGACCAACAAGGUGAUAGCAUGCUUUUUGGACCAAGGCCUGGUUAUCCUGCCAUGGGAUCUUUUGGUAGAGGCAGUUUUCCAGGAAAUCCUGGUACUCUUGGUUUUCAUGAUUUGCAGCAAGGUUUUGAUGGAUUGAGAUCUGGUGGAAUUUGGUCAGAUUGGUCAAAACCCUCGGAUAGACAGAAAUCUUUGACUCCAUUUUCACCAGCAGUAUCUCCACAGCCGAUUGGCCCAGUUGGGUCAUUUGGGCAUAAUGUCAGAAUGGCUUCUCAACACCAAAGAUCAUUAUACGGGUUUGGAUCUGGUUCAAAUUCGUACAGUAGGGGCUUCCUGCCCGGUGGUUUUAGUCGAGGCUCAAAUGCAUCAUUUUCCAGUUUGGGAACAAACAGUCAAGGCUGGCUAACACUUGACAAUAGCAAACGCCGUGUGAGGGGCAGCGUUGCACUGUGCAGCUGUAAUGGUACCAUUGACAUUCUUAAUGAGCAGAACCGAGGACCGAGGGCCUCAAAGCCAAAGAGUCAAAUUACGACCGAUGGUACCUCUACAGACAAUAACAAACAUAACACAACAACUGCUAAGAUCCGUGAUGAAUCCUACAACCACCCGGACUUUAUAACAGAGUACAAGGAUGCUAAGUUCUUUAUUAUCAAAUCUUACAGUGAAGAUAAUGUUCACAAGAGCAUCAAAUAUGGUGUUUGGGCUAGCACACCAAAUGGGAACAGAAAGUUAGAUGCUGCAUAUCGCGAAGCUAAGGAGAAGCAAGAUACCUGCCCGGUCUUUCUCUUAUUUUCGGUGAAUGCUAGUGCUCAGUUUUGUGGGGUAGCUGAAAUGUUUGGGCCGGUUGACUUUGACAAGAGUGUAGAUUACUGGCAGCAAGACAAAUGGAGUGGACAGUUUCCUGUCAAGUGGCAUAUCAUCAAAGACGUCCCCAAUAGUCAGUUUCGCCAUAUAGUGCUUGAAAAUAAUGACAACAAGCCUGUAACCAACAGCCGAGACACUCAAGAGGUCAAAUUGGAGCAGGGUAUUGAGAUGUUGAAGAUCUUCAAAAAUUAUGAGACUGAUAUGUCCAUUCUCGAUGAUUUCGAUUUCUACGAAGACAGGCAGAAAGCAAUGCAAGAGAGGAAGGCGAGACAACAAGCCAGCCUAAUGACUGUUGGUGUAGUGAACGAAAACGAGCACAGAAAUGCUGCUGCAAUAUCUGGUGGUUUUAUUAAGCAAAUGUCCAAGAGUUUUGCUCAAGUUGUACGCUUAGAUGAGGGCAGUAAAGAAGCUUCCCUUUCUGACCGAGCUACUUCCGUCAAUGAUGUCUCCAUAGGCACAAGAGUGAAACUUGAAGAUGCUAUAACAGCAGCUGUGUCUUCUGCUCAAGCCAGUUAAUUAUACGGGCAUGGCUUGUGGUGCUAUGUAGCUACUCAAGGUUUGAUUCUGUUACAGUUUCGUUAUUUUAUGAUAAGGUAGGCUCCGAAGUCUCUUUAUUGAUUGCAAUGUUUCUGUAUUUUCGAAUGGAAAGUCUUCUAUAAAUUCUACAAAGCUGAUGAGCUUCAUGUAUAAUAUGCUUCCCGAGCGCUGCAUUUUUAUUGCAGCCAUUAGUUUUCCCUCUCACAAGUUUGUUUUUGUGAAGAUAUUGGCUCAUGUUUUACCUUAGUAAAGUUGCCCAUCUCUGCAGGCAAUUCAAUAAGAAACGAUGUGAAAGACGUCAAAAAGAAAAGAUGUUUAUUUUGCUCUUCUUUCUUUGCUUACCUAAUACACCAUGGUGUCUGUGUGUUAAACAAUAUUAGUGCACAAGUUGUGAAAACAAACUUACAGGGAUUUAUGCUGUAUGUAUCAGUAACCUCUGUGUUGGAAAAAAGAAAAUAAUAAAUUCUGCUGAGAUCUUAGCAA
Morus notabilis is the source of this 2578-nucleotide messenger RNA. RefSeq lists its product as uncharacterized. The transcript has 8 exons. Gene Ontology annotation, cellular component: cytoplasm. Gene Ontology annotation, biological process: mRNA destabilization. Gene Ontology annotation, molecular function: mRNA binding. Lineage: Eukaryota; Viridiplantae; Streptophyta; Magnoliopsida; Rosales; Moraceae. Bases 116 to 2074 code for a protein of 652 amino acids. The record is from RefSeq and is a predicted model, not a curated record.